ACGGACGUGUUGCGGGCCGGUCAAAUAUCUAUUAUUGCACCAACGUGAUAGCGCGUAUCGUAUUCAAGUCUAACUCGAUAGCCGUUAGUUACAAAAACUUAAAUUUGUUCAACCUUAAAAUGAGUACCAAAUGUGUAAUCUGUGAUAAAAAUGUUUCGUUGGCAACAAAAGGGAAAAUACAUUGCAAUGAUUGUGAUGGCAUUUUCCACGGAGAUUGUCUAAAUCUAACACAGGAAGAUAUAGAUCACCUAAUCGGUGAAAAAGCAAUAUGGAGGUGUGGUGAUUGCCAAACAAUACGUAGGAAAAGCUUGUGUGUGGAUACUUCUUCUAAGAUGGCAGGAUCUGAGGAAAUUUUAAGUUAUCUGCGAGAAAUGAGAGAAGAGUCGAAAACACAAAUGGAGAAGCUGGAAAGUGAUCUAGGAAAAUCAGUCGAAGGAUGCCACGAGCAAAUCGCAGAGCUACUCAAAAUUACCGAGGAGCAAUCGAAACUCUUAAGGGAGUAUGAUAAAAAAUUUGAAGUGUUGCGGCAGGAAAACGUUAACCUGAAGGAAAAAGUAAAAUCCCAAGAAGAGAAAAUCGACGAAUUGGAACAGUAUUCGAGAGUGAACUGUGUGGAAAUAAAUGGUAUACCAGAAUCCAAAAAUGAGGACGUGUUAAAUAUCGUUAAAAGCGUCGGGACUGCUCUAGAGAUAAAUGUGAGUGAUGGAGAUGUUGAUGCAUGUCAUCGUUUGGGAACAAAACAAGAAGGAAGAAUCCGAGGGAUCAUCGUGAAGUUCGUUAGGAGAGCAACAAAAGAAGAGUUCCUGAGAAAAAGGAAGAUAAAACGAAACUUAAACACCAGCGACAUUGGAAGUACAAAUUACCCAGCCGAUGUUGUCUACAUAAAUGAAAGUUUGAGCCCAGUGCGAAGAAAAGUGCUUGCUGCCGCAAGAUCUGUCAAGCGUGACCAUGGCUAUAAGUUCGUUUGGGUGAAAAACGGAAAAAUCUUCUUACGCAAAAAUGAAGGCGACAAGGUCAUCGUUCUUACAAACCUGGAGCAAGUAGCAAUGUUAAAUGGCAAGUAACGUUUUAAAAUUAGUAUACAAUUUUUGUUUUAUGUAAAAUGGUAGUCUUAGAAAGCAAUACUUUUAAUUUAUAUGAGAAUGAUGUAAUUAUAGUACAGCAAAAUAUUAGAAGUAUAAGAAAAAAUUUUGAUGAGUUUAUCUUAAAAUUACAGAAUUUAAUUACGUUACCUCACGUUAUUAUAUUAACCGAAAUAUGGGUAAAAUCCCACGAACUAAGUAUGUACACCAUCCCAAAAUUUUCAAUGUAUGCAAACUGUAAUCAAAAUUAUAGAGCAGGUGGUGUUAUUAUCUAUGUAACCGACGAGUUAGAGAAUCGUGUUAUGGUAAGCCCCGAAAUGAAAACAGCAGAUAAAGUACAUGUGCAAAUAAGUAUAUCUGAAAGCAUUUGUUUAGAUGUGAUAGGCAUGUAUAGAUUACAAGCGUUUCAUGAAGAAUGUUUUGUGGAUGAACUAUGUAAUAUAUUGACAGUAAUUAAAAACAAAAAUCUUGUGUUGAGUGGAGAUAUCAAUAUAGACUUAUUAAAAAAAUCGAGUAAUGUAGAUAACUAUUUAAUUAACAUGUCAAACUUUGGGUUAGAGUCUCUCAUACACGUUCCAACUAGAAUAAAUUCGAGUUCCAAUACGUUAAUUGACCAUCUUUUUGUUAGGUGUAACGGAAAACUUAUCAUAUGUAGUAGUAUGGUAAUUGAUUCCCAAAUUACUGAUCAUUGUAUGACAGCCCUUUGUAUAAAAUGUGAACGAAAUAAAAAUAUUAAAAUGA
Photinus pyralis (common eastern firefly) is the source of this 1823-nucleotide messenger RNA. RefSeq lists its product as uncharacterized. The coding region runs from base 120 to 1064 and encodes 314 amino acids. The record is from RefSeq and is a predicted model, not a curated record. NCBI's taxonomy places the organism in Eukaryota, Metazoa, Arthropoda, Insecta, Coleoptera, Lampyridae. The transcript has a single exon.